This is a messenger RNA of Polyodon spathula (Mississippi paddlefish), 3101 nucleotides long. Its product is annotated as GATOR complex protein NPRL3-like. The transcript is spliced from 14 exons. Gene Ontology annotation, cellular component: GATOR1 complex. The record is from RefSeq and is a predicted model, not a curated record. Gene Ontology annotation, biological process: negative regulation of TORC1 signaling; positive regulation of autophagy; TORC1 signaling. The coding region runs from base 411 to 2174 and encodes 587 amino acids. Lineage: Eukaryota; Metazoa; Chordata; Actinopteri; Acipenseriformes; Polyodontidae.
UAUGUGUGUUCUGACAGACUGGAAGUGAAAACAGGAGUUACGUGUAAAUAAAACAAAAUAUUGCCAUAUAAAUAUAGUUACUGUGUUAGAGCGAGUGCGUUUAUUUCUGUCCUGUAUUGCAUGUUUACAGCAAUCAGAAAAUGUGGACAGUAAAUAAAAUAUAUUAGAUUUAAACGAUUGAUGACGAUGCAAACUAAUGGCUUAUUUUUAAAUACGCUAUGCUGGCUGUGUUGUUGUUACAUAGUUAUAUAGUCUUACUGUACCUAAAAAUAGACAAGGGGAGAUGUUGUGUCCGUGCUCAAUACGGCAAACUUAGAAAUGUAUUUUAAAUUGUAAAUAUUAAGAUAACAUUUGUUCUCUUUUCAACUACAGUAUGUAAAAGACACUUUUUUGUGCUAGGAAAUAAUAGUAUGUACAUGCAGAUAGACGGCAAAGUCCCUAAAAUGGGAGACAAAACCAGUCCAGUAAGUGUCAUACUGGUGAGCUCUGGUAGCAGGGGAAAUAAACUGCUUUUUAGGUACCCUUUUCAACAAAUACCAGAGAACCAAUCUUCUCAAACAAUUAAACUCAGGAGUCCAUAUGCACUGAACAUGGCAGGGGACACCAUGGAAAACCCAGAUAGGGAUUCAAGAGAGCAAAAUCCUCUAACUGAUGAACAGUGGGUAGCCAGGUUUUCUGAUGUCAUCCUUGCCACCAUCUUGGCGACAAAGUCAGACAUGUGCGGGAAAAAGUUUGAGCUGAAGAUCGACAAUGUGUGGUUCGUCGGACACCCAACCCUACUGCAGCAUGCCCAUGGGAUUCAGGUAUCGAAAACAGACCCAUCACCAAAGAGGGAAAUGCCUACAAUGAUCCUCUUCAGUGUUGUUUUUGCAUUAAGGGCGAACGCAGACCCCUCUGUGAUCAGCUGCAUGCACAACCUGUCCCGGCGCAUUGCCAUUGCCCUGCAGCACGAAGAGCGCCGCUGCCAGUACCUGACCAGGGAGGCUAAGCUCAUGCUGGCCAUCCAGGAUGAGGUGACCACCGUGGGUGAGACUGAUGGAGAACCGCAGUCUCCUUUUCACCACAUUCUCCCGAAGUGCAAACUGGCCAGGGACCUAAAGGAGGCUUAUGACAGUCUGUGCACCACGGGAGUUGUGCGCCUGCACAUUAAUAACUGGCUGGAGGUGAGCUUUUGCCUGCCUCAUAAGAUUCACUGUGUCCGGUGCAAUCACAUCCCUCCAGAGGCUAUAGAACGCAGCCUGAAGGCAAUCCGGCCCUACCAUGCCCUCCUCUUGCUGGACGAUGAGAAGUCAUUGCUGAGUGAGCUGCCGUUAGAUUGCUCCCCAGCCCUGGUGCGAGUGAUUAAAUCCUGCUCCGCCAUCAAGAACCUGCAGCAGCUGGCACAGGACGUGGACCUGGCCCUGUUACAGGUCUUCCAGCUUGCAGCCCAUUUGGUGUACUGGGGCAAGGCAAUCCUUAUCUAUCCACUAUGUGAGAACAAUGUCUACAUGCUCUCUCCAGAUGCCAAUAUUAGUCUCUACUCCCCGUUAGAAGAGCAGUUUGCACAGCAAUUUCCAGGUCACGACCUACCAUCCAUGCUGGCCAAGUUCUCCCUUCCUGUGUCCCUGUCAGAGUUCAAGAACCCCCUGGCUCUUCCUGUACAGGAGGCCCAGCUGAUUCAGAUGGUGAUCUGGAUGCUACAGCACCGCUUGCUGGUGCAGCUGCACACCUAUGUCUGCCUGCUGGCGCCCCCUGCAGAGGAGAAGCUGCCACUGGCCGCCCGAGUGGGAGGAAGGAAUCUCAGCACACCCAGUGCACUCAGCUUCGGAUCCCCCACCAGCAGUGAUGACAUGACCCUGACCAGCCCCAGCAUGGACAACUCGAGCACAGAGCUGGUGCCGGGGGGAGACACGCCACUCAAUGCCAGGAUAACCGAGAGCCUGCUGGCCAGCUUGUCCAAGCGAGAGCGACUCGCCAUACUCAAUGUCCCUGCAGCCCAGAACGCAGAGGACCUCUGCAUGUUCGCCCGGCUGCUGCUCUAUUUCCGAGGGUGCCACCACCUGGAGGAGAUCAUGUACAACGAAAACAUGCGGCGCUCGCAGCUCAUGACCCUCUUUGACAAGUUCCACAGUGUGCUGGUCGUGACAAGCCACGAGGACCCCAUCAUCUCCCUCUUCCAGUCUCCCCUCAGCUGAGAAGCACAAUUCAGGACCGCAGCAGUGUAAGAGUCAGGCCACAAGGGUGGAACUUUGGAACAGUCCUGGCAAUAUAUUUUUAAAACCCUUUAUCAGUUCACAAAGAAACAUAGCAGUGAGCUAAUGCUACAAAACCCCAUUGAGGUUGUUCUGUGAAUUUGCAAAUAAUAAUAAUAAUAAUAAUACUGAUAUAAGACAUGGCAACCGUGUCAUGAUACUACCAGUGUGUUGCAGUUAAAGAACAGAGGUCAAAACUAUAUGUUAAAAUUAUGAAUACAGCAAUUUACAAAAUGUAUGUGUAUAAAAAUAAAUAAGGUUUUUACAUAAUGUAUUUGUUGAAAUGCCAGGUAAUCCAAAUACUAACGUGAAGGAAAUACUUUUGAGUUACUUAAAAUCAGUACUGAUUUUAGAAAUCAGUACUGUGAGUGCAACAGCUUCUUAGAAUGUUGAUCAGAAGAGCUGGGCUCCACAUACCCCUUUUUGUAAUUAAUUAGAAAAAUCUAAUCUCCAAGAAUACAUCAAACGAGAAGCCCCAGGGUGUGUUCCACCACAUGGCGCCACCAGGGCCAAGUGAGGCGAAGGCUCACAGCAUGUUGAUUUCAGCCAGCAUUGUGACAUGUGUCUGCCAGUCAUUCACCCUUUAGAACUGGAGGUCUCCUAUUGUUGUUCAUUAGGACAUAGUUAAGUUUAAUUAGUUUUACAGUGACUGUUAGCUCUGCCAUUAAAUAAUAAAAUGUAUUCAAUUAUAAUGCAGAACAUAACCAGGCUUUUAGUGAUGAUCCCAGGGCUUGUUUUAACUCAUAAACAUGCCUAAUUCUAUUAGAUAAUACAUGAUCUUGAUAAAUUGACCUGUGUUAAUGUACCAUUCAUGCAUUCAGAUUUGGGGAACUAGAAUUCCCCUAUCUAAUAAAUAACAAUUCAACUCAA